AUGGUGUUUGGUACCGACGAACAAUGGGUGGCAGAUCUGAUCGAAAGGAUCAACAUUCCCAAAUUCAAUCGCGGUUACAGAUAUCUGUUGACAGUCGUCAACGUGUUUUCCAAGUACGGGUGGGUGGAACCCGUCAAGACCAAGAGUGGCCAAGACGUGACAAUCGCCUUUGAGAAGAUUUUGAAACGGAGUCAAGGUCGACAACCUCAGAAUCUUCAAACGGACGACGGCAAAGAAUUUGACAAGAAACACUCCCAAGCUUUGAUGAAAAGGAAAAACAUUCGUCAUUUCUCUACCAGUGGAGACACCGAAGCCAGCGUCGUGGAACGAUUCAAUCGCACCUUGAAAGAAAGAUUGUAUCAAUAUUUUACCAUCAAGAAUACAUUGACGUUCUCAACCGUGUUAUAG
Orbicella faveolata is the source of this 408-nucleotide messenger RNA. RefSeq lists its product as uncharacterized. Lineage: Eukaryota; Metazoa; Cnidaria; Anthozoa; Scleractinia; Merulinidae. The record is from RefSeq and is a predicted model, not a curated record.